Molecule: messenger RNA, 2024 nt
Organism: Oreochromis aureus
Lineage: Eukaryota; Metazoa; Chordata; Actinopteri; Cichliformes; Cichlidae
Product: obscurin-like
Exons: 10
Coding region: 322-1836 (504 amino acids)
Biological process (GO): cell surface receptor signaling pathway
Molecular function (GO): transmembrane signaling receptor activity
Source: RefSeq, a predicted model, not a curated record
GAAGGAAAGGUGUGGAAAUAUGAAUGGACAGCACCCAACACAAACAGCCCUCCAACAUCCAGUGAAUACAGGAUCAGCAGAGUUUCAGUGUCCCACAGUGGAGACUACAGAUGUCGGGGUAGCAGUGACUAUCUCUUAACAGGAUGGAGUGAUGCCUUCAGACUGACAGUUUCAUCAAGUAAACCCAGAGCCUCACUGACAGCACAAAGUUCAAUCAUACCAGCAGGGGGCAGUGUGACACUGAGCUGCUCUGUGGAGGGCUCUGCUGGCUGGAAGUUUGACUGGUUCAGACAUGAUUCAGUCUCUUCUAAAGCUCAGCUCAUGAGAGGAAAUGAAGCAAACAGAGUUAUUAGUGUCUCACAAGGAGGUCUGUACCACUGCAGAGGAGGGAGAGGAGAUCCAGUUUUCUACACAGAGGACAGCAGUGACGUCACAGUUACAGAAACUCUUCCCAGUAAGCCCACUGUGACCCUGCAGCCAUCCUGGACUCAGAUAUACAGCGGUGAGACAGUCACUGUCAGAUGUGAGAUUCAGGGAGGUGAAGGAGCUCAGUGGACGUAUGAAUGGAGAGCAGCCAAGUUAAACACACCUCCAACAUCCAAUGAAUACAGAAUCAUCAGAGCUACUGAGUCUGACAGUGGAGGAUACAGCUGCCGGGGCAGAAGGGACUAUUUCUUCUCAGAGUGGAGUGAUAUCAUCACACUGACUGUAUCAUAUAAACCCCGUCCUGUCCUCACUGUGUCUCCAUCAUGGCUGAGUCCUGGAGCCUCAGUAACUCUGAACUGUGAGGUUGAACAUCCAUCUGCAGGAUGGAGCUUCUACUGGUAUAAAGCUGUUCCUGAUCUAUCAGAGAAAUCCUCCAGUUAUGAGCUGCUACCUGAUGGCAGUGGGACUGCACAGGACUCCUACAUCAUUCAUGGACAGACACACACAGCAGGAUAUGUGUGCAGAGCUGGAAGAGGAGACCCAGAGUAUCACACUGAUCACAGUCAACCAAAGUUUGUCUGGUCUGCAGAUGUUCAUUCAGCAGCGUCUCUCACAGUGAGUCCUGACAGAGUGCAACACUUCACCUCUGACUCUGUCUCACUGACCUGUGAGGGAAACUUCACUGAGUGGAGAGUGAGGAAGUUCUCUGAGGACGGCCGACUGUACUCUGACUGUAGGAGAAUGACUGGAUCCACAUGUGACAUCAACACAUCAAAGUCAGAUACUGCAGUGUACUGGUGUGAGUCUGGAUCAGGAGAGUUCAGCAGUGCAGUCAACAUCACUGUACAGAAUGAUGGUAAUGGUCCUAUCCUGGUGAGUCCUGUUCAUCCUGUGACUGAGGGAGCUUCUGUUAGUCUGAGCUGCAGUUUGAGAACACAAAAAAUACUUUCCAAUGUGUUUUUCUAUCACAAUGACAAACUUAUUCAAAAUGAUACCCGAGGGGAGCUGAAGAUCUCUGCAGUGUCAAAGUCUGAUGAAGAUUUCUACAAGUGUCAGUACUCAGGAAGAGAGUCAGCACAGAGCUGGAUGUCAGUUAAAGUAGCUGUGUCCACACCUGAGAGCUCUUCAUUUCCUCUUCUGAUGAUCUUUAGACGAAUUCUUGGAUUCAUGUUUAUUUUCCUUCCACUGUUGUUGUUUUGCUGCAGACGGUCCAAAGGUGAUCGUUGUGUCUAUGAGACAGUCAGAAGAUGUGAAAACACUGAAAAUGGUCCAGCAGAAGGUGAUUUCACCAAUGUCACAUCUGUGAUUCAGCUCAAAGUCAUUAACAAGACAAGGCAACGUGGUGACCCAGAGGAGAGCUCUGACUACAAUAAUGUCAAUGCAAAUUCAGCCACAGCUCUAAAAUCUUAACAACAGCUCUUUAGCUGUUUUUCUCUUUAAAGUUUCUUAAAAACUUGAAGUGACUUUGAAUGAAAAGGAGAUUUUGAAUUCAAAGCAAUGAUCCUGAUAGCCUGAGUUUAUAUUUCCUUCAGAAAGAAUCACUCAGUGUGUUUCACUUAUUUCUCUCACAUUAGAUAAUAAUUUUAAUGGACUUUAGU